Papilio polytes (common Mormon) is the source of this 1900-nucleotide messenger RNA. It is a transcript of the gene nvd, whose product is annotated as 3-ketosteroid-9-alpha-monooxygenase oxygenase subunit. The transcript is spliced from 8 exons. Gene Ontology annotation, molecular function: 2 iron, 2 sulfur cluster binding; chlorophyllide a oxygenase activity. The coding region runs from base 73 to 1446 and encodes 457 amino acids. The record is from RefSeq and is a predicted model, not a curated record. Gene Ontology annotation, cellular component: chloroplast. Lineage: Eukaryota; Metazoa; Arthropoda; Insecta; Lepidoptera; Papilionidae. Gene Ontology annotation, biological process: cholesterol metabolic process; chlorophyll biosynthetic process.
GAAGUAAUACAUUUAAAUUACAUUUUUAUUGAAGGGUAAAUAAAAAUUGUUUUUUUCGUUGCAGAUAUCGUCAUGACGAAUACAACCGAAAAUAUUGUCGCCGAAUUAUAUCGAGAUUACAAGAUGGCGGAUAAAAUGUCAGUUCCCGCGCAAUGUCAUUCGAAUAUGGAACACAAGGAUGUUUUAGUUUUUUCGACGAAUUUGGCAAUGGCUGCCGCUCGUUCGGGAAUCAUAUUGUUUUUUGAAAAUAUCGGAUAUUUAUUGUUGAUUGCAACAUUGAUAUUGCUUUUAUACAUUCUGUACAAAAGUUAUUUGAGUCCACCGAUUUAUGUGAAGGAACUGACUGAUAUUGGUUUCGAACAUAUACCAGGAAAGAGAGACAGGGCUAUGAAUAUUAACCGAGUGCAAAGCGCUAAACAAUUAGGAAAUAAGCUUCCACCGCCGUACCCUAACGGUUGGUUCGCGAUUGUCGAAAGCAGAGACCUUAAAAUUGGCAAGAUGGUGUCCGUUGACGCGUUAGGUUUGAACUUAGCCGUAUACCGUGGCGAGGAUGGUGUGGCUCGCUGUGUGGAGGCAUAUUGCCCACACUUGGGGGCGAAUCUGGCUAUUGGCGGCACAGUCAGCGGAAGCUGUAUCACAUGCCCCUUCCAUCAGUGGAGGUUCAACGCUGAGGGGCACUGUGUUAGCAUACCUGAAGUUGAAACUGUACCAAAAGGCAUCACUAUCAAGACAUACCACACUAUGGAGGUAGACGGCGCGGUGUGGGUGUGGCACGACGCCGAAGGUCGUGACCCUCUGUGGACGGUGCCGGAAGCCCCGGAGAUGAAGAACAUGUCCUUCAGAGGAAGGAAUGAGUUCAUGAUCAACGCUCAUAUACAGGAGAUACCAGAGAAUGGCGCGGAUGUGGCUCAUCUAAACGCACUGCAUUCGACCUCCAUGCUCACAGAUAUCGGGAAUAGAUUCCCAUUCUUACAUAACAUCAUUGGUCAGCACGUGUGGUCAGCAGAGUGGUGUCGCGGAGAGCAGCCGCAUGAGGCACAGAUGAUGAUUAAUCAGAAAUACAUCGUCUUCAAAUGCGACGUGUUUCCUAUGAAAGUAACUGUUACGCAGAUAGGUCCGAGCCACGUGCGGCUGCACUUCGCGUGUCCGCUGGGCGCGCUGCUCAUCGCGCAGUCGGUGACGCCGCUCGGCGCGCUGCUGCAGCGCGUCACCACGCGCGUCUUCUCGCCGCCGCACAACGCGCUCUUCGGCGCUUUCAUGGUCGUUGCUGAAGCCAUGCAGUUUAAACGCGACGUGGCGAUAUGGAACAGCAAGCGGUAUGUGAGCGCGCCCGCGUAUGUCCGCUCAGACAAAACAAUACGCGCUUUCCGCUCCUGGUUCAUGCAGUUCUAUAGCGAGAGUAGCGUCUCUUUGAAACAAGCGAUGCAAAACCCACUUGACUGGUAGCACCGAUAGAUGGCGUUAAAACUAAUGGUGUAAAAACUGUAAGUGCUAGCACUAAGCGAUAGAUGGCGCUGAAACUAAAUCUGAAAAUAAAAAUUUACCUUUGAGUAAACAAUCUCACAACUGUUCUGCAAUUGUCAUUCAUCCAAUUAAACUGUUUAGUUGUACAACUAAAUCGAGUAGUGUACCUCCAUAUAAGCGAGACAGUUGUGCGAUAGUUUAGUCAGAAGUGUAUGCGCUUUUCCUCUACAGUACAGCACUAGUUUAUAUGUACUUCAAAAGAUGUCGUGUUAAUUUUUUUUUUAUUUUAUUAUCUGCAAUCAGUCUUUAAAACUUUUAGCAAAUGUGAGGAACGAUGAAGAGUCGUGCUAACUAAUCGAGAAAUAGUUGGUAAUAUAUAGAUGGCGCUAUUACUAAUCGAACUGUAAAAUAAACAAAAUAUUGGAUAAAUAGUAAU